AUGAUGAAUAAUAGCACAGCAGUAAAAUACAGGGAUGAAUAUUACAACUAUAGUCCUUACAACGCGACGCGCACGGUACCUCCGGGCAUCGCUGCGUACCGCUCAGCGCUGACCCUGGACUGGCUGGCGGCUGAAGACUCCCGGCAGAGGGAGCUGGUCGCGGCCAUAGAAUCGGAACCCUUCACGCCCACACGACUCUCUCACUCAGACUGCAUCAGCUACUCCAGACCCCCUUCAGGCACCGUCGCCAGGCUCAUGUUGGAGUUACUCAAAAAUUUGGAAGGUGACGACGGCAAUCUCGUACCAAGUCUUAUCCAAGCUUUAGUUCGUUCAAAACUACUCAUGUUGGAGACAUCAAUGUUUGACAAUGAACCGGAUCUGGAUUCCCUGGUGAAGACACCAGCAGCCAUGAUGGGCGAGCCCCACACGACAUUCCCGAGAAUCCUUGCUACCAUGUGGAUGGCUGUGACGGACCCUAGCACGGUUAAAAAGCAUGGAUGGUGCACUAUUAACAGGAUGACAAUGUUUCUAGGAGCGACGAAGCCGAGUGACGUAGCGAAGCACCUGCGCGCAAUAGAUCCGAUAGUUGCGCGGGCGCGGUUUAUCAUGGAGGAGUUCAUCCAACACGUGACCCCGCUCAAUAUGCUGCAGAAGCCACCGGAACACGCUAAUCCACGGAAACUGUUGGCUCCUAAUCCUGCCCUUAAACCUAGAUACAAGCCUGGAGCGAAUCCGCAACCUCGCGGUGAUCCACAGAAUGCCAGGAAUAACAAGAGACUGGCGCGCACGCAGCCUACCAACGAACAAGAUAUGAAAAAUGAAGACAAGUUUACAACCAAAACUGAUAUGAACACGGCGGAGUCCUCUACAAUUCCGAUGCCUCUCAACGAACCGCAGAUGUAUGUUCAGAGCAAGGUCAUUUCUUCCCUCUCAACUCUGCCAGAAAUCUCCAAGUUACUCUUCGUCUGUCCCCUUCUCUUGUAUUAA
Messenger RNA from Pectinophora gossypiella (pink bollworm), 987 nucleotides. RefSeq lists its product as uncharacterized. The coding region runs from base 1 to 987 and encodes 328 amino acids. NCBI's taxonomy places the organism in Eukaryota, Metazoa, Arthropoda, Insecta, Lepidoptera, Gelechiidae. The record is from RefSeq and is a predicted model, not a curated record. The transcript is spliced from 6 exons.